This is a messenger RNA of Uranotaenia lowii, 1626 nucleotides long. Its product is annotated as homeobox protein HMX1-like. Gene Ontology annotation, molecular function: DNA-binding transcription factor activity, RNA polymerase II-specific; RNA polymerase II cis-regulatory region sequence-specific DNA binding. The coding region runs from base 1 to 933 and encodes 310 amino acids. The record is from RefSeq and is a predicted model, not a curated record. Gene Ontology annotation, cellular component: nucleus. NCBI's taxonomy places the organism in Eukaryota, Metazoa, Arthropoda, Insecta, Diptera, Culicidae. Gene Ontology annotation, biological process: neuron differentiation; multicellular organism development; regulation of transcription by RNA polymerase II. The transcript is spliced from 3 exons.
AUGGUUGUUGGUCCAAAGUGUUUUCCUUACCUGUUGACACGACUUCCUCCGAUUUCGGCACACUUUGGCACAACAAGCAUCGACCCCGGUUCGGUGGAUCGGUGGACCCCUCGUUUCCUCUUUGGGUCUCUUGAAUCGCUCAAAAGUAAGUGCAACUGCGCUGCUGCAAAAAUUCAAGGUGGGUGGUCUUCGGAAAGAGCUGUUCACCGGAAUUUGCUACUUAUUAUAAUUGCCGAUCCCUUGCCCUCCUGUUCCGAUCUCCGUGGACCAGUUGCCAUGACAAUUUCCCAGCUCCCGGCAGCGCACUUUCGCAUUCCACCGAAUGAUUUAUCUUGCUCCUGUGAUCUGAACCGGCGUGAACUGCCAAGUUCUCGCGUGACGACGACGACGAUCCGCCCCAAAAGAGGGUUCUGGGUUCUGCUGAUCCGGUCGAAAUUUGCUCGCCAUCCAGGGCGAGCGAGAAGAAAGAAAUGUCCUCGGACGCGAAAACCAAAGACCAAGCCCAGUGAGAAGGUCCCUGUAGGCAAUAGUGGCAGUGGCAGUGGUAGCGGGGGCGGCGGCGGUACCGGAGGAGCCCUAGCGGAUGAUAAGCGACCCCGGACAGCGUUCAGUGGGCCGCAGCUGGCAAGACUGAAGCACGAGUUUGCCGAAAAUCGUUACCUCACCGAGCGCCGCCGGCAACAGCUGAGUGCCGAGCUGGGACUUAACGAGGCCCAGAUCAAGAUCUGGUUCCAGAACAAACGGGCCAAAAUCAAGAAAUCUUCCGGCCAGAAGAACCCGCUAGCCCUGCAACUGAUGGCCCAGGGCCUGUACAAUCACUCGACGGUUCCGCUGACCCGAGAAGAGGAAGAACUUCAGGAAAUGCAAGCGGCUGCGGCCGCGGCAGCCGAAUCCCGCAUCGGCGCUCCGGCUCCCCAGCCAUCGGGUGUCUAACGGCGGUGGCUCCCGGGCAAAGUUACCAGGGUUAUCAGCUAAAAUUUGAAAUCAAAAUGAACCUUUUCAAUAAUCUCGAAAGUACAGUUCAAGACAAGUUUCCCAACAAUCAUCUUCUAGCUCUACUUAGAAACGACAUCGAAAACUUAGAAAUCAAAACAAAACUCUUAGUGGCGAAGAAAUGAAGUAUCUGUGAUAUUGUAGUGUUUAUAAUCCUUGAAUUAGUUCCGUACUUUUAAGUAGCUUAAGUUGGAUAACUGAUUGAAGUUUCGCGCACACUUUUGAUCGAAAGUGCUUAGAAACUGCUUUGAAGGAGACUACUAAUCCGUAAGUUACUUGUUAAUCGAAUGCAAUAAUAAAUCAAAAUGUAUUUUACCGCCUAGAUAAACGAAUUUGUAAAUGAAGUCGACCGACAUAAUUGUGUAUAGCAAACUUUGGAUGGAAUAAAUUGAAUAAAAAACACUGAUCAAAAAGCAACUUAGAAAUAAACUUCGGACGGCAAGAGACAUUGCUUAGUUUUGCCUGUAUCUGAAUCAAGAAAACCCUAUUUAUUCUGUGUUUGUAAGAAGAAUCCUGAAAAAAAAAAACGUUUUCACGCUGCGGUUCUGCGUAGGAGUACUGAAAAACAAAAAACGGAUUGUUCUCCAUUGUAUAAUGAUUACAAUAAAACUCUAGCAAUAUUCUUAACUUGAA